Prorocentrum cordatum is the source of this 1770-nucleotide messenger RNA. NCBI's taxonomy places the organism in Eukaryota, Dinophyceae, Prorocentrales, Prorocentraceae. The record is from the annotation of a GenBank genome assembly.
AUGCUGAAGGCGUCGCAGCACCCCGAGUACGACGUCCGCCUCGAGGCCCUCGGCGUUUGGAUCUCGUGCUCCGGCCAGCCCGACUCGUGGGGCCCGCUGCAGGCCGCGCUGCCGCAGCUGGUGCCGGUGCUAGUCACGAACAUGGUCUAUUCCGAGGCGGACUACAUGAUACUGGAGCCCUCGCAGGUCGAGAACGACAACGCGAACGUUCCAGAUCCCCCCAAUUCCAUAAAGCCACGGUUCCAUGCGGAGUCAAAGAAUAUUGACGGUGACGAGGACGAUGAGCCUGCCGACAAGUCAACUCACGGUUGGACAGCCGACGAGUGGACCGCUCGAAAGGCUGCAGCCAAGUCGUUGGAUUGUAUCUCAGCCGUCUGCCCAGAGCUCGUGGUACCACUUGUGCUGCCACAGAUAGAGCAGAAGCUAAACCACGCUAGUUGGGAGCAUCAGGAGGCCGGCGUGCUUGCGCUUGGCGCCGUGGGCGUCAACUGUCAGAACAGAUUACAGCAGUUUUUGCCCGCAGUCAUAAAUUUGCUGCUCCGACUAUGCGACGCACCCCAGCCACUCCUUCGUAGCAUCUCCAGCUGGUGUGUGGGUCGUUUUGGACUUUGGAUUUUUAGCGAGAGCAACGCGUCGCGCCAGCAGGUAAUCCCUUCUGUUUUGAAGGUCAUUUUGCCGCGAUGCCUUGAUCGAAACAAGCGCGUGCAGGAAGCAACGAUCAGCGCAUUGAUGUCCCUUGAGGAGACUGGGAAGGCCCAGCUGGUACCAUAUUUGAACGACAUAGUUCAGACGCUGGUGCAAGCGCUGUCCCUGUAUCAGGUAAGAAACCAACAGAUUUUAUAUGACACCGUGAACUGGCUGGUCUGGGGAGUAGGCACCGAGCUGGACAAGCCGCAGUACGUUCAGGGCCUUCUGGACGUGGUAUUCCAGAAGUACGACUUAACUCCAGACACUGAUGUGCUGGCGUUACCGCUGUCUGAGUGUGUGGCUAGCGUGUGCCAGGUGCUCUGCAAAGGGGUUGCCCAGCGCAUCCCCAAGGUCAUCAUGCGCUGCGUGCGGAGCAUAAAUGACACAGCAAUGGCCGUCAAGAUGUGGGAGCAGAACCCCAACGAGUUCGAGCGGCCAGACACUGACAUAAUGUCCGCGUCGGCCGACGUUCUCUCGGGCAUACUAGAGGGACUGCAGGAGCAGGCCCCUCAGGCCGCGGCGAGCCUAAAUUUUCUCGCUGGCAUCGCGCUAUGCUUGCGGUCCCCCUCUGCGCGGGCCCGGCAGAGCGGAUUCUGGCUGAUGUCGGUGAGUGCCACACACUGUUUCCAGCAGCUGCAGCCGCUGUUGCCGGAGCUCCUGCCGCUCAGCGCCGCCAACGGGCUCGGCCCGAAGGCGUCCCCGACGGUCAGCAUCAAUGCCUGCUGGGCCCUCGGCGAGGUCUGCCAGCGCGCGCCGCCCGAGGCGGUGAGCGCGCACCUGGACCCCAUCGCGACGGCGCUGCUGGCCAUCCUGCAGAGGAGAGAUGUCAAGAAUUGGCAGGUGCAGGGGCACGACCAGCUCCUCGCCGCCGUGUGCAUCCUGCUCAACCGCCUGCGCCAGUCCACCGCCCUCGGGCAGCACUGGCCCGCGCUCUGCGCCCAGCUCUCCCCGGAGCUCCGGGCGCAGCUGGCGCAGAGGUGCUCGGAGAGAAUCAGAAGCACAACGGUAACAGGAAGAAGCGUAUGCACAAGCAUCAUAGAAGUGAGACUAGGAGUUGUAGGUCCUUGUAUGGGGCCAUUCUAA